GAAAUUGUAACCACACCUAUAUUUUGUUUUGGCCUAAUGUAAUAACAAUGGCUGCAUACAGUAAAACCACCCAUAUAGAACAGACACCUGUCUGUAAAUGACAUAUUUGGGAGUUUCUUUUGUGUGACAUCUAUAUAUAGAAGUUUGACUAUAGUAUGUUAGACUACACUGUAUGAACCCAUAAAAUAUGCUAUACUCCUGCUCUGCAUAAAUUUAAGUUACAUGACCCAAGUAAAAAUCUCAAGUGACCUUUUUGUUCAAAUAGGUUUCCAAGUCAAGGAAGCGUGGUGGGAGUCAGCCAGGUUGCUGUGACUUAAUUGUAUGCUCUUUAUGAGGCCAAUGUUGUUCAUUUAUUGGCAAAAUGGUGCCUCAUGUUGAGAUCACACCUGUGUGUGCCUAAAAAUGGCAGCAGCAUUUCCAUCAGAUGCAAUGCCUACAGAUGAAGGUAUAUGUUCAAUUUGCAUCCAGCCGCUCAGGGAUCCAGAGAAACUAACUUGCAACCAUGCGUUUUGUAGACAGUGCCUUGAAAGAGUGCAGCUUACGAGUAACUCAGGUAGCCGAAGUCACAGUGAUUGCCCGAUGUGCAACUGCGAAUUCUCGAUCGGCGGCUCAGGAAUCGAUGCGCUUCCGUCCGGCUUCCUCAACCUGCUGCAUGGCGUCGACGCGCAUGACGAGGAGGAGCUGCAGAACGGCUUGGAGAAGUGCCAGCUCAACCUCGCCGGCGUGCACAACGGCAGCAGCCACCGGCCUUGCGACGCCUGCGCGGACGGCCGCGGCGCCGACUACCUCUGCAAGGACUGCGUCAAGUACAUGUGCGGCGGCUGCGUGUGCGCGCACGUGCGCACGUGCACGAGCAAGGAGCACUACAUCGUCUCGCUCGCCGACGACGACGGCGGCGGCAGCAGCGGCGGUCGACCGACCGAUCUCCUCCCCUCGCGGGGCUUCGCAGUGGAGUCGUCAGGGUCGUCUUCGUCGUCGCGGCGACGCGCACGCACGUGCGCGGCACACGACGGCGAGGUCCUGCGGCUGUACUGCGAGACGUGCGCGGCGGCAAUCUGCGGCGACUGCACGGUGAGCACGCACGGCGGCCACAGCUUCGUCUACCUACAGGACGCCGUCGCCGAGGCGAGCGCUGCCGCCGCGCGCCUUGUUGCGGACGCCGCUGGCGGGGCACGCGCGAUCGAGGACGGCGCGCGCGGCGCAGCGAUGAUGGCCGACCGCGUGGAGGCGCGCGCGCAGGCCGCCGCCGCCGAGGUGCGCGCCAUCGUGCGGCGGCACGUCGCCGCUCUCGUCGAACGCGAGCGCGACCUGCUGUGCCGCAUCGAGCGCGUGCGGCAGGUGAAGGGUCGCUCGCUGCGCGCACAGCUUGGCAGCCUGCGCGCACAGCUCGCGCACGUCGCGCGCGCCUCGGACGACGCGCGGCGCGCGCUCGCCGACGGCGACGAAGUUGACGUGCUGGCGGCGCGGGACGCGAUUGCGGCCGCCGUUAAGCGCGUGAAGGCGCUCGCCGCGCACCUGCAGCCACACGAGGACGACGCGAUCGCGUUCACGCCGCCCGAUGCCGCGCUCUACAACGCCGUCAGCUCGCUCGGCACGGUGAGCAGCGGCGCCUACGCCCCAAACGCGCUCGCGAGCGGCGAGGGCCUGCGCUCGGCGCUGCGCGGCAAGGUCGCGACGUUUGUCGUGCACGCGAAGGAUCACUACGGGGACGCGCGCGCGAUGGGCGGCGACCCGAUCAACGUGCUGUGCGAGGCGCCGGAUGCAAGCGUCUACAGCGGCGACGUGUGCGACCAGCACAAUGGCUCCUACGUGAUCACCUACUGCCCGCCGAUGGAGGGCGCGCACCGCGUGCACGUCACCAUCCGCGGCAACCACAUCCACGGCAGCCCGUUUGCGGUGAGCGUGCGCAGUGGCCGCACGUACGCGUCGGUCGGUCAGGACGCGUUCCAGUUUGGCGAGGAGGGUGACCAGGACGGACAGCUGUGUCGGCCGUGGGGCAUCUGCACGGACAAGUAUGGGCACGUCGUUGUGGCAGAUCGCAGCAACAACCGCAUUCAGGUUUUUCACCCCGAUGGGAAAUUCUUGCAUAAAUUUGGCUCGCCGGGCACUCACAGCGGUCAGUUUGACCGACCGGCCGGCGUCGCGUGCAACCUCAACAAUCACAUCGUCGUCGCCGACAAGGACAACCAUCGCGUUCAGCUGUUCACGCUCACGGGCAUGUUUAUCGCCAAGUUCGGCGAGCGCGGCAGCAAGAACGGCCAGUUCAACUACCCGUGGGAUGUCGCCGUGAACACCAACGGUCAGAUCCUCGUCUCAGACACGCGCAACCACCGCAUCCAGCUGUUCUCGGCCGACGGCGCGUUCAUCAACAAGUACGGUUUUGAGGGUGCCCUUUGGAAGCACUUUGACUCGCCGCGCGGUGUCACGUUCAACCGCGACGGCCACGUGAUCGUCACCGACUUCAACAACCACCGGCUGCUCGUCAUCCAGCCCGACUUCCAGUCAGCACGCUUCCUCGGCCAGGAGGGCAGUGCCAACGGGCAGUUCAUGCGGCCGCAGGGCGUCGCCGUCGACCAGGAGGGCAACAUGAUCGUCGCCGAUUCGCGAAACCACCGCAUACAGAUUUUCCAGCCGAGCGGAAACUUCCUAUGCAAGUUCGGCAACAACGGCACAGCCCUCGGCCAGAUGGACCGGCCGUCCGGUGUCUGCGUCACGCCUGACGGUCGCAUCGUCGUCGUCGACUUUGGAAACAGUCGCAUUCAGGUAUUGUGAGCAAACGAUUGCCGUUUGGAGGCUCUCAGGGCUCCUGGAGGUGCGCGAUGUCCGUGAUGUCAAAUAUGGUGAUAAUUUUUGUCAGUAAAGCAUCGGUACGCACACUUUCGUUCCUCACGGGCAACCACCUGCCUUGCUACAUCUCACUCAUUCAUCGUAAUACUGGUAAUGUCAAUUUAAAAUAGCUGCAAUAGUUGCGCAAGCAUUUCAAGCAUGUCCAAGUAUACGGAAAUAUUGCACCGUGAUCACUGUGUGGAUUGCAGCUGCCCAGAAUUUUGGCAAUAAAUGUUAACUGUACAUCAAGUUCCUAAAGUACCUUACAGUCUGCUACAAUUGUGUCUGCAUAUCUGCCUAGCUGUUGAUUGCAAUGGUUUUGUAUCGAGGUAUGCUAUGCAGCGUCCACGUGUUUAACACAAAGGCAGUCACAUGAUGGUGAUUUCUCUCACCACCCCUUCCUCAGCAGCAGUGCAAUAAACUGAACAGUAGUGUUGUAAACAUCCAGGUAGCAUGCACAAGUCUGCUUGGGUAAGUAGUGUGCACCUGUGCAAGAUGGUGGGGUUUCAUUAAUUAGUUGGGACACACUCGCCUUCUGUCUGCACUCAGGUAUAGUUGAAACUGGAGGGUUGAAAAUGCUAUCAAUUUCAACAGUAUCUGCUCUGCAUUCGCAAUUUAAACUAACCUUCAAAACGCAAACGGGUUACAGUUUAUAUAUGUAUAUGUGUAUAUAUAUAUAUCAAGAGCUUAUAAUAGAGAAGAGUAUGACAC
Molecule: messenger RNA, 3537 nt
Organism: Priapulus caudatus
Lineage: Eukaryota; Metazoa; Priapulida; Priapulimorpha; Priapulimorphida; Priapulidae
Product: E3 ubiquitin-protein ligase TRIM71-like
Exons: 2
Coding region: 403-2772 (789 amino acids)
Biological process (GO): proteasome-mediated ubiquitin-dependent protein catabolic process; protein polyubiquitination
Molecular function (GO): protein binding; zinc ion binding; ubiquitin protein ligase activity
Source: RefSeq, a predicted model, not a curated record